This is a messenger RNA of Candidula unifasciata, 165 nucleotides long. NCBI's taxonomy places the organism in Eukaryota, Metazoa, Mollusca, Gastropoda, Stylommatophora, Geomitridae. The record is from the annotation of a GenBank genome assembly.
GCGGCGUAGCGGAAACACCCACCUACAUGUUAAAUGGCAUCAUCCAGCCCGAUAUUCGCCAGAACUGGGAGCUGGCCAACUGGACGACCUUCAUUGAACCGCUCCUGGCCACCCAGUUGUUUGAUGCCAUUGAUAAUUUGGUGGACAGCCCACAUAAUCUGGUAU